This is a messenger RNA of Microthlaspi erraticum, 2736 nucleotides long. Lineage: Eukaryota; Viridiplantae; Streptophyta; Magnoliopsida; Brassicales; Brassicaceae. The record is from the annotation of a GenBank genome assembly.
AUGCAAAAGUUAGGAUUCGAGAACGCGAGAUACUACUACCCAAGCGGCACAGAGACGCCGUACAGCGACAGAGGACAGUCAUCGGCGAUUAUCAAGAACGCGGCGUCGACGAGCGGUUAUUACGAGGACGAUACGCAGUACGUGGAGAUAUCGCUCGAUUUCCACGAUGAUUUCGUCUCCGUGUACGGCUUGACGUCGCCGGACCAUACCGGCGCCGGAUUGAUAUACGAGGAUCCAGAGAAAUCGCUUCUUAGACCAGGCCGGUCAGGGAGGAGUAACAACUCAGUGUUGAAAGGCAUAGCGUCUACGGUUUCUACCGAACUGAAACGAGUUGCUUCGUUGUCGUCGGCGUCGGGGAGAAAACCACCGCGUCCGCCGUUGGCUCGGUUUCGCCGUUCAAAGUCUAGGGCAGAGCUAGCGCUAAAAGGUCUCAAAUUCAUCACCAAGACUGAUGGCGUCGCUGGUUGGCCUGGCGUUGAGAAACGUUUCCAUGACAUCACCCGAACUAGCAACGGACUAUUGCACCGUUCAAGAUUCGGUGACUGUAUAGGGAUGAAUUCAAAGGAGUUUGCAUUGGCAUUGUUUGACGCUUUAGGAAGGAGAGAAAGAGUAAGUGGAGAUACAAUAAGCAAGGAUCAGCUUCAAGAGUUUUGGAAGCAGAUCACUGAUCAAGAUUUUGAUUCUAGGCUACGAACUUUCUUCGACAUGGUGGAUAGAGAUGCGGAUGGGCGGUUGAAUGAAGCCGAAAUUAUAAGUCUAAGUGCUUCUGCAAACGAGCUGGAUAAAAUUCGGAACAAAGCAGAUGAAUAUGCUGCUUUGAUCAUGGAAACACUAGAUCCCUAUCAUUACGGGUACAUCAUGAUAGAGAAUCUAGAGGUACUGUUGUUGCGAGCGCCAAUGGAAGCUAUCAGAGACGGUGAGAGUAAGAAACUAAGCAAGAUGCUAAGUCUGGAUCUCAAGCUUCAGAAGAGUAGGAACUUUGGGGAGCGGUUUUACAGAGGGAUGAAGUAUUUUGUGGUGGAUAAUUGGAUGAGAGUUUGGGUGAUGGCUCUAUGGAUAGGUGCUAUGGCCGGGCUGUUCACGUGGAAGUUCAUGGAUUAUCGGAAAAGAUCUGCUUACCAAGCUAUGGGAAAUUGCGUUUGUAUAGCUAAAGGAGCUGCAGAGACUCUUAAACUAAACAUGGCUUUGAUUCUGUUCCCUGUUUGUAGAAACACCAUCACUUGGCUCCGGACCAGAACCAUGUUAAGUGCUCUUGUUCCUUUCGAUGACAGCCUCAAUUUUCACAAGGUCAUAGCAAUAGCAAUAUCAGUUGGAGUUGUAGUCCAUGCCACGGCUCACUUAGCCUGCGAUUUCCCUCGGCUGAUUGCUGCAGAUGAAGAGACGUAUAAGCCAAUGGAGAGGUAUUUUGGGCCACAGCCAAAGAGAUAUAUGGAGUUUGUGAAGUCUGUGGAAGGAGUGACAGGGAUUGCAAUGGUUGUAUUAAUGACCAUAGCCUUCACGUUGGCUACACCGUGGUUCAGACGUAAUAAGCUCAAGCUUCCUGGAGUGUUGAAGAAGAUAACAGGCUUUAACGCCUUCUGGUACUCUCACCACUUGUUCGUUAUCGUCUACUCGCUCCUCAUCGUUCACGGAUUCUAUGUCUACCUCAUCGACAAAUGGUCCAAGAAAACGACAUGGAUGUAUGUGACGGCACCGGUGGCUCUGUACUUGCUUGAAAGGGUGAUUCGUGCGCUCAGGUCAAGCAUCGAGGCUGUUUCCGUACUUAAGGUUUCUGUGUUACCAGGGAAUGUCUUGACGAUUCAAAUAUCAAGACCAAACAACUUCAGAUACAGAAGCGGACAAUACAUGUAUCUCAACUGUUCUGCAGUUUCUUCAUUAGAAUGGCAUCCAUUCUCAAUAACCUCAGCUCCAGGAGAUGAUUACCUCAGUGUCCACAUCAGGGUUCUAGGAGACUGGACUAAGAAGUUAAGAGCAGUAUUCUCUGAGGCGGUUAAGUCACUCCCUCCUGAUGAAAUCAGACUGAACAGAGCCGACUCGUGGCACCUGAAUAACGAACCUAACUUUCCAAGAAUCCUAAUCGACGGUCCAUAUGGAGCACCAGCGCAAGACUACAAGAAUUUUGAAGUUGUUCUACUCGUGGGUCUAGGAAUCGGAGCUACUCCGAUGAUUAGCAUUGUCAGGGACAUAAUCAAUAACUUAAAAGACAGUGAAGACGUAGAAUCAGGAAGAGGCAGUAACCGAAGACAGUCACCGAUCCACAACAUGGCCACAACACCUCCAUUUUCCCCACUUUCCCCAGCAAGAAAACGUGACAUUUUCAGAACCAAGAGAGCUUACUUCUACUGGGUCACAAGAGAGCAAGGUUCGUUUGACUGGUUCAAGAACGUGAUGGAUGAAGUGUCAAUAACAGACCGCAACAAGGUCAUUGAGCUGCAUAAUUACUGCACCAGCGUCUACGAGGAAGGAGACGCCAGGUCCGCUCUGAUCACAAUGCUCCAGUCGCUACACCACGAGAAGCACGGAGUGGACGUUGUGUCAGGGACACGUGUCAUGUCGCAUUUUGCUAGGCCAGACUGGAGAAGUGUUUACAAAAGAAUCGCUGUGAAGCACCCUAACACUAGAGUCGGUGUGUUUUAUUGUGGAGCAGCUGGUUUAGUGAAAGAGCUAAAACAUUUGGCACGGGAUUUCUCUCAUAAAACCUCCACCAAGUUCUCUUUCCAUAAAGAAAAUUUCUAA